AACGACCUACAGAAGGCUGUCCGUCGUUCGUCGCCGGGGGAUGGACGUCCUUCGGGAGCUUUAUCGCCCGUAUCCUGCGGCAUGUAGGGAGCGAGGGAAAAAGGACGCUGGAGGAAUCCAAUUACGAAAGGACGCGGCAUAACGCGACGUCAGCCGCCGCCGGAUAGGACGCGCGCCCCGCCAUAAGUGGCACCGGCGUCGUCGAGGCGUCAGAUCGGUGGUGCCCCGCCCCCAAGGUGUCAGUGGCAGCCUCCCUCCCUCCGGACCUCUUCUUCGGGCGUAAAUAGCCAGCAACAGCGAGACAAACUUGCAUACCUGCUUCACCUGCCGACUUGGUCGCAUGUUCAGAGAUACAUAUAUAUAUUUAUACACGUAUACACACGCACACACACACGCACAGCAACAUUCAUUCACACGUCUCAACACCUUCCAUCAGAUAAGGCAGCAUCGUCAAUAGCCAUCGGCGAGUCAUCGUGAUGACUUUGGCUGAGAUCGUCUUGGUUCUCGUGGCGGCCGUGGCCACCCGCAGCAUCGCCCUUCCUCCCGUGGUCCUCCGGGAAGCGACGACGCCCCUCGGGCAUGCGGAUGUGCAUCCGAAGGGACCCACGAAACUCCUUCAGGCAUUCGGUUUAUCUCAACCCGGCGUCCGCCGGUGGCACUCGGAGCCUCCGCAGUAUAUGCUGGAUCUAUACAACGAAGUGGCGGAGCCAAAUGGCCUGACGCGUCUUCCUGGUCCGUAUGGUGCCACGGUCAUCCGGGCCUUCUCCGAGAAAGAUGGGAGCAGUGAGUCCAGAUUCGCAUUCUCUGUUAGUGGAUUCGAGGUUGGCGAGGAAACUCUGGAGGCAGAACUUCACGUUUACCACGCGAGGCUGCAGAAGGCCCACAGGCAUCUCCUGGACGACAACCUCUACACGCUGGAAGUGUCGGCGGAGGUCGAGGGAGACGAGCCCCGCGUGUUGGCCAAGCAGCACGUGGCAGCCCACAGCAGCGGGUGGCGCGUGUUCCAGGUGGGGGGCAAUGGGCUCAUGAAGGUGACGGCGCCGGACGACUCGGAGGAGGAAGGGGCCGACGGCGAAAAGCAAGUCGUCCUGCAGGUUGUCGCUAAGACCCUCCAGGGGAGUACUUUGCCCCUAGCGUUCCAUCACGGACUCCAGGGGACCCGUCGGCCGCUGUUGGUCUUCUUCAACGCGUACGGGACGAGUGACAGUCAGUACGCGCCUACGACGCUUCACAGAGGCGCGGACAAACCCGCAGCACCCAGAAAGGAGUACGAAGCACCGUCCAUCAACCGCGUGAGACGAUCCGCAUCGGACGAGGAAACCACCGUCGCGCCCGCGUCGGAAAUCCCUUCGGGAUGCGAGCGCCGGGACAUGCUGGUCGACUUCGCCAGCAUCGGCUGGUCCUCCUGGAUCGUGUACCCGACCAGCUACAACGCCUACCAGUGCUUGGGCCAGUGCAGCUUCCCGCUGGGUCAGGACCUCAACCCGACCAACCACGCCAUCGUGCAGAGCAUCAUCAACAACUCGGGGGACUUCCCCCUCGUCCAGAGGCCCUGCUGCGUGCCCUCCACCUACGGGAACCUCUCCCUCCUGUACUACGACGCCGACGAGAACGUCGUCCUCAAGCAGUACGACAAGAUGGUGGCCAUCGAGUGCGGUUGCCAUUAAGGGCUGUCAUCGCUUCUAGUAAUUCUUUCCUGCGCUCUCGAGAGGUGGGAGCUCAUUUGGGGUCUGAGGAAGACAUAGAGUCGUGUCAAAUAAAUCGUCUUGAGGUCAUCAAGCCAAUAUGAGUCUUUGCUGGGAACUGCCGCCCGUAAGUGACGGAAAUGUGGUGCUCGUACCUGUUGCAGGUGUUGAAUCCAUCAGUCGAAGAAUCAAACCUUAUUCUCGUGGAAAUUCGAUCGAGUACAAAGAGAGAAUAGAAAGGACUUCUUUUUUAAAAGCUAAAUGGAAUGCUGCAUCUUUUACAGGAAGUGGAAAUCUUUUUGCCAAGUAAAACUUAGAGGUUAAUACAAAACAAAACUAUGGGUAGAUGUUCAAGUUCCUCUUACAGUUAGACGUCAUGUUUAUGCUUUAGUUAGUACAUACAUAUGAUGUCAUGUUUAGUUG
This is a messenger RNA of Macrobrachium nipponense, 2108 nucleotides long. Its product is annotated as bone morphogenetic protein 2-like. The coding region runs from base 477 to 1667 and encodes 396 amino acids. Lineage: Eukaryota; Metazoa; Arthropoda; Malacostraca; Decapoda; Palaemonidae. Gene Ontology annotation, cellular component: extracellular region. The record is from RefSeq and is a predicted model, not a curated record. The transcript is spliced from 5 exons. Gene Ontology annotation, molecular function: cytokine activity; growth factor activity.